Messenger RNA from Poecilia latipinna (sailfin molly), 1713 nucleotides. Its product is annotated as potassium voltage-gated channel subfamily D member 2-like. The record is from RefSeq and is a predicted model, not a curated record. Gene Ontology annotation, biological process: action potential; protein homooligomerization; potassium ion transmembrane transport. Gene Ontology annotation, cellular component: neuronal cell body; dendritic spine; voltage-gated potassium channel complex. Gene Ontology annotation, molecular function: A-type (transient outward) potassium channel activity; protein binding. The transcript has a single exon. The coding region runs from base 87 to 1199 and encodes 370 amino acids. Lineage: Eukaryota; Metazoa; Chordata; Actinopteri; Cyprinodontiformes; Poeciliidae.
CGCUGGUUCCCGGAUGUCCGCUUGUUGACCUGCGGCUGUCUGAACCUCUGUCUAACCCUCCAAAGCCUCGGGAGCUCUAGGCCAGCAUGGCUGCGGGAGUCGCAGCCUGGAUGCCGUUCGCCCGCGCCGCGGCCGUCGGCUGGAUGCCGGUGGCCAGCGCGCCCAUGCCGGCGCCUCCGCGGGAGAAGCAGCGCGGCCGGGACGGGCUGAUCGUGCUGAACGUCAGUGGCACAAAGUUCCAGACGUGGCGGGACACGCUGGAGCGCUAUCCGGACACCCUGCUGGGCAGCUCGGAGAGGGACUUCUUCUUCCAUGAGGAACGCAACGAGUUCUUCUUCGACCGCGACCCGGACAUCUUCCGCCACAUCCUGAACUUCUACCGCACCGGAAAGCUGCACUACCCGCGCCAGGAGUGCAUCUCCGCCUAUGAGGAGGAGCUGGGCUUCUUCGGCAUCGUCCCGGAGAUAAUCGGAGACUGCUGCUACGAGGACUACAAGGACCGGCGGCGGGAGAACCAGGAGCGCAUCCAGGACGACGAGGAGAGCGAGCAGAGCAGCGACCUGAUGCCCGCGGAUGCCAGCUUCCGGGAGACCAUGUGGCGCGCCUUCGAGAACCCGCACACCUCCACCAUGGCGCUGGUCUUCUACUACGUCACCGGCUUCUUCAUCGCGGUGUCCGUCAUGGCCAACGUGGUGGAGACGGUGCCGUGCGGCGCCGCGCCGAACCGCGUCAAGGUGCUGUCCUGCGGGGAGCGCUACGCGCUGGCCUUCUUCUGCCUGGACACGGCGUGCGUCAUGAUCUUCACGGUGGAGUACCUGCUGCGCCUCCUGGCGGCGCCCAGCCGCUACAGGUUCGUCAAGAGCGUGAUGAGCGUUAUCGACGUGGUGGCCAUCAUGCCCUACUACAUCGGCCUGGUCAUGACGGACAACGAGGACGUGAGCGGCGCCUUCGUCACCCUGCGGGUCUUCCGCGUCUUUCGGAUCUUCAAGUUCUCGCGGCACUCUGCGGGACUUCGCAUUCUGGGCUACACGCUUAAGAGCUGCGCGUCGGAGCUGGGCUUCCUGCUCUUCUCCCUCACCAUGGCCAUCAUCAUCUUCGCCACCGUCUUGUUCUACGCCGAGAAGGGCUCCGGCAGCAAGUUCACCAGCAUCCCGGCAGCCUUCUGGUACACCAUCGUUACCAUGACAACACUGGGGUGAGUGACGCCGCCUAUUUGGUUGCGGUCCCAAAGUGGGCGGGGCUGAUUUUCAGGACGGAUGUGCAGCUCCUGUUUCCGGAGGUUCAGGAAAAGUUCUGCUAAGAGGCGGAACAGAGCCGCUAAUGUGGACCCAGAAGUUCUUCUCUCCACCAGAACUGGCCCAGUGGGUUCGCAGCGGAUCAUCUACUGGUUUCCUGUUGAUAUAUUGCUAGUUUCCUGUUGGUAUCUUACUGGUUUCCAGUCUCCAGGGUCUCCUCCAUGCUGGGCUGGACUUUAGAGAAGUCUUAAAGUGACAGCGUCCUGAUUUUGGGGGGUUUGUGAACGUUGUGAUGCGUAGGCCCUCGUCUAGUGAUCUGUAUUAAUACUUUGGGAUUUUUAUGAAGGAGCUGAAACUGAAGUUGUAGAUGAUGUUAACAUUUGGACCACGACAUGUUGGACUUGUUGAUGUACUGAACUACGUAUUAAUGUAAUUCACCUGAGUAAAUAUUGUUCCGUGGAGGACGACGGACCAACAC